Folsomia candida is the source of this 1116-nucleotide messenger RNA. Its product is annotated as 18S rRNA aminocarboxypropyltransferase. The coding region runs from base 149 to 994 and encodes 281 amino acids. The record is from RefSeq and is a predicted model, not a curated record. Gene Ontology annotation, molecular function: rRNA small subunit aminocarboxypropyltransferase activity. NCBI's taxonomy places the organism in Eukaryota, Metazoa, Arthropoda, Collembola, Entomobryomorpha, Isotomidae. The transcript has 6 exons. Gene Ontology annotation, biological process: maturation of SSU-rRNA.
GACCCCACACCACGCACGCGUUCCUGCCGUAAAAAUAAAUCCAACAACAUCUGACGAAACAAAACAAAGUUUGGACUGCUGCAAAAACGUCGAUAUACGGUCAACGGUGUAAUAAGUACGUACAGUGUUGCAAGUACGAAGAACGUCAAUGCCACGACAUUCUGCUGCUGGUUCUUCCAGAGGAGGGAAAGAUCGGAAGAAAGGUGGUGAUAAGCGUGGUGGAGGGGGCCGAGGAAGGGGAUCCAAGUUUCACGAUAGCAAUAAUGAAGAUUCAAGUGAAUGUUGUCAAAGGCUUGGUAAUCUUAAACUAGAAGAUGAUGAGGAAAGUAGCCAAGAAAGCGAAGAAGAAGAUCAGUUUGGGAGAAAAUGGCCAAAAAUCAAUCCCCCUUUCAAUGUGGCAAUGUGGGACUUGGGUCAAUGUGAUCCUAAAAAAUGUACAGGAAGAAAAUUGGCGCGACACAAUCUGGUCACGAUUUUACGACCAUCUCAUAAGUUUGGGGGAUUAGUUCUUGACCCUUUGGCAACACAGGUCCUUUCUCCAGCAGACUGUGACAUCAUGAAAGAGGGAGGCAUUGCAGUGAUUGAUUGUUCAUGGGCUAGAAUUCCAGAAUCUGGCAAUAUUUUAAAUCACCGACCUCAUCACGGAAGAUUGCUCCCUUUCUUUGUUGCUGCAAAUACAAUCAAUUUUGGGAAACCUUUAAAAUUAAGUUGUGUUGAGGCAUUGGCAGCAUCCAUGGUCAUUUGUGGAUACAAGGAUUUAGCUGAAGCUUACUUAAGUAAAUUCAAAUGGGGGAAAACUUUUCUGACGAUGAAUGAUGACUUCAUUGAUGCCUACUCUAAAUGUGCUUCGUCUGAUGAAGUAGUCAAAGUGCAGAAUGAAACGCUAGAUAGACUGCGUGCUGAAAGAGAAGCUAAUCGUGAUCAUAUUGACCUACCACCGUCCCAGUCAGAAUCUGAAGGUGAGGAGCAGCAACAAGACCAACAGAUAUCUUAAUAAUUCAUUUAAUUUUUAUUUUAAGAAUAUCAUGUGAUACAAACUUAAGAUCACAGCGAUUUUAAUAAUUGAUAAAUUGACAAAUAAUAGCUGACAAUCAAUUAUUGAUUAUACUAAUGAAA